AUGGCGGAACGAGACCUUGCUUGUCUUCUGCGUUCACAUAGAAGAAUUAGCGAUGAGCAAAAAACUGAUAUUGUGGCAAUGCAGAUUUCUAGGAUCCGCAAACACCAGAUAAUGGAUAUUAUGGAAAUACAGUACAGUAGGUAUGAUAAGGUUGGAUUCACAACAAGGGACUUGUAUAAUUUCUGCCAUCGCAAUAAGGUGGAGACAGUUGCUGCUGGUGAUGCUCAAACAGUCAUUAGUUAUCUGACAGAGUGCAGACGUAGGGAUCCUGAUUUCUUCUUUGACUACAAGACUGAUGGGAAAGGGCGCCUCAAGGGACUGCUCUGCACAUUCUCUGAUGCCAUGGUUCAUAAGCAUCCUAUUUCCGUGACCACUGAUGGAGACCUUGCUAUGCAGAGAGCAAUCAGGCUGGUGUGGCCGAAUUCAUCGCAUAGGCUAUGCAUAUGGCAUAUUGAGCAGAACAUUGUGCGUAAUCUUCACGAUGAUGGUGUGAAGGCUGAUUUUAGGUAUUUCCUUUAUGAUUGUUGCUCCAUAGAAGAGAUUGAGAGGAAAUGGCUGGAAUUCUUGGAUAAGCAUAACGUUACAGAUAAGGAGUCAUGGCUGUAUCAGAUGUAUGAGAGGAGGAAAAUCUGUAAUGAAGCGAAUCUGGACUUUGAAGCAUCGAAUUAUUUGCCAUGCUUAGAACCAGAUGCUUCAAUUAUUGAGAAAGAGGCUACGAAAUCGUUCACACCAAGAAUUUUUGCCAAGGUGGACAAGGGGGGGGCCAAGAGUGCAUUUCCUCCUAUAAGGAAGAGCACCAUGUAUGACUAUUCCGAUAGCCUACAGAGGUACCAUGAGCUACGCAAUAUCAGUCACACUGCAUCCUUUUUAGCAUCUCGUUCACCUGAAGCAUAUGAGCGGCUGAAACGUGUUCUGCAUGAGGAAGCUGCUAUGAUCCUGCCAAACGGAGGAGAGAACGGAAACAAGAGGUAUGGUCCGGUGCUGCCGCAAUGCAUGGAUGUUGAUUCUGCAGAGUCCAGAAAUGUCUUGGAUCCCAUGCAUGUUCCUGGCAGAGGGGCCCCGAAGAAAAAGUUGAAGUCAGUUUCAAAUAAGAAGAGAUCUAAGGCAUACACCGAGAUGAUAGCAGAAAGAAGAAGAAAGGUAGCCAGUGGAGCUGAAGAUUCCUACGGGAUGGAGAAACUCCAUGACUGUCUUUUUCCCUACCUUAUUAACUUUGCUAGUAAAUGCAUGGUUUUGACAAUUACCGCACAGCAGGAGGAGAACGGUGCUGGGAGGACACCACAUCGCGAAGAGGCCAUGUGGGCAGUGGACAGAGGCAGUGUGAUUUUGCUUAGUAGAUUUUGA
Miscanthus lutarioriparius is the source of this 1344-nucleotide messenger RNA. NCBI's taxonomy places the organism in Eukaryota, Viridiplantae, Streptophyta, Magnoliopsida, Poales, Poaceae. The record is from the annotation of a GenBank genome assembly.